This is a messenger RNA of Sinocyclocheilus grahami, 1500 nucleotides long. RefSeq names its product CREB/ATF bZIP transcription factor-like. The coding region runs from base 221 to 1042 and encodes 273 amino acids. The transcript has 6 exons. Gene Ontology annotation, biological process: regulation of DNA-templated transcription. Gene Ontology annotation, cellular component: nucleus. NCBI's taxonomy places the organism in Eukaryota, Metazoa, Chordata, Actinopteri, Cypriniformes, Cyprinidae. The record is from RefSeq and is a predicted model, not a curated record. Gene Ontology annotation, molecular function: RNA polymerase II transcription regulatory region sequence-specific DNA binding; DNA-binding transcription factor activity, RNA polymerase II-specific.
CAUUUUAGUUCCCCUCAGUGUCGUCGUAAGCGUGUGGCUUGACUUUACAACGUCUGAGCUUAAAUAUAUUUUCUAUCCUGUUCAAUUAGUUUUCUCGUAUUUUUCUUCAUUCAAUCGACGCCAGAAGACAUCAGCAUUCGAUUUAAGAUUCAAGGCGCGCUACAGCGGCCUACUAAACAAAACCACUGCGAAAGUUUCCACAAUAUCCAGAAACACAGCCAUGAUCACCAGAAAAAGAGGAAGAAGCAGCCUAAACCCUGACAUCACAUGUACAAGUACCUCCCACGAGAUUGAUGGUGUUUCGAAAACCAGUAAUACAAGUGAAACGGACAUGCAAACUUCCCCAGAAAGCGACACCAAUGAUUGGGGCCUGGAUGAUCUGCUUGGCUCCGGGUUCAACUGGGAGCUGGACAACGAAGUGCUUGAUGCUUUCGUCAACUUUGAAUCACAGACAGCGACCAGCGAUGAGACAGACCAAAGCACAGUACUUGACGUUGCCACAUCCCGCAGUAGAGGUGCAGUCCAGAUGUCAAAACUUCAAGACGUCUCCAGUCGGAUCAUCAACAAGAAUGCCUUUGCUGCGAGGAUGAACCGUUUAAAGAAGAAAGAAUACGUCACUGGCCUGGAACAGAGAGUUGGUUCUUUGACCACAGAAAAUCAUGUUCUCAAGCAGGAAAACGGCAAUCUCAACAAGAGAGUGGAAGAGUUGGAGAAUGAAACUAGGUACUUGAAAGCCGUGUUGGCCAAUGAGAGCAUGCUGGCUCAGCUGUUGUCUAGAUUGAGCGGUGUGAACGGCAUGAAAUUCUCUACCUCACUUUUCCAGGAAUCCAACGAGAACGACCACGAUUAUGCCAUGCCGAGGAAGAGGGUGAAGGUGGAAGACAAAGAUACUGCAGGUGGCGUCUGCCUGCAUGUGGACAAAGACCACGUCUCGGUGGAAUUCUGCACCAAAUGUGCAGAGAGUUCAAGCUUGUCGCAUAAAAUUUUUCUUCUAGGUGCUUGGUCUGCCAUGCUGGAUGACUGGGUCACAGAACAUCCUUGACUGCUGAAAUCCAUGUGGAUUUUGCUGUGGGGAAAGCAGAAGAAUCGGGACCAGCAGCUUGCAUCAUGGCCUGGUAAAUUUAAAAAAAGGUAGUACUUGAAACAGUGUAAGUUACAGUUUUACUGAUUCUUUCUCACACCCCUAAAGACGUCAGAUGCUGUCCCGCUCAUUUAUCAUUUAAAUGAGUGUUUAAACUCCUGUUUAUAGUAAUGUUUUAUUACAAGACAUUGAACAUCUGUCUCAUAUCCAUGUUUCAUCUUGAUUUGUAAAAGCACUUGGGCUUUAUUUGACCGUUGUCAGGAGAAUAAGUAUGUUCUGAAACAGCAUUUUUGAAAGGGUCAUGGGUUUUGAAUAUGAACAUCUAUAUGUGAUAUGUAAUGGAAAUCCAAAGACUGCAGGCACAUGGCUGCAGCUGUUUUGAAAUGAAAUGUAAUAAAUGUUCAUUUGAGGAAUGCAAA